Molecule: messenger RNA, 5319 nt
Organism: Planococcus citri (citrus mealybug)
Lineage: Eukaryota; Metazoa; Arthropoda; Insecta; Hemiptera; Pseudococcidae
Gene: phtf
Product: putative homeodomain transcription factor
Exons: 20
Coding region: 572-3349 (925 amino acids)
Cellular component (GO): endoplasmic reticulum
Source: RefSeq, a predicted model, not a curated record
AUAGUUCCCUAACGAUAGGAGUCGAAGUCAAUUGUCAAUCACCCAACAUCGCAUGCAAGUUUUCAUUUAUCCCUCACUCUAGUCAUUCAUUUUCAAUCAACAGUAUCUAAUGUCUCAAAUUCUCAAUUCGUGGAAUGGUAUUUGGUAUUCAGUCAGUAAUUCCGUGUUAAAGAAAGGAACAUCGAGUACUUGUCCCACGUGAAUAUGAAAAUACAAUAGAUCUGGGUUGUUUUACUUCAUCACAUCUUCACCGUUCAUCAACUAAUUCUACAAAGCACGAAAGAUUAAAGAAUCAUUGGUGUUGUUUCAAAUGCAAAAUGUGAUGGAAUUCGAGCGAACACUGAGUAAAUUAGAUUGAUCUGUCUGUUGAGUGUUAUUGGCCAUUCGUUUCUUCAAUUGCUCUCAUACUCAUACUGUGUCGAACAAGAGGAGUAUCGAAACUUGAAUUUCUUCAGAAUUGAGAAUCGACAGAGUAGUACUGGACUGGUACUCUCACGGCUUCACGGGAAUCCGAUCUCAGAACUGAAGUAUUGCAGCUUCAAAGAUCAGGUGUAAAUUGUCUUGUCCAUGAAUGAUGGGAUGUAACGUACAAGAUAUUGUUUCAUGGUAUCAAAAGAAAAUUGGCACUUAUGAUAAGCAACAAUGGGAAAAAACAGUAGAGCAACGAAUUCUAAGCGGUCUGACACAUGUACCAAAGAGAACGGCUAAACUGAAAACCGAAUUGAUCGAUGUGGAUUUAGUCAGAGGUUCAGCGUUUACGAAAGCAAAACCUAAACAUGGUCUGUUGACUGUGACAAGGCUGGCAGCGCUGAGGCUUUUUCUAUUGCCAUUCUAUUAUCAAUGGUGGAUUUGCCAGACAUCCAGUCGUAUAUUUAUCGCACUAUUGAUACUGUAUUCGGUGCAGCUAUUCAACACUUUUUUAUAUUUUUCCGCCUGGUUCCCUUUGGAUGCGGCGUUUAAUACUUUAGAAAAUAUCCCUCCGAGCGAAGUAUUAGUACCGUUUGCGAUGAUGUUAGUAUUAAGUAUAAUUCAUUCUCAAAUCGUAUCCACUCAUUCGGCCAACGGACGAGCCAAAAAGCAAGAGAUACCCAGUAAUAGUUAUCACAAACGUAGUAUUAGUAGAAGGACGAGAAGAAGAAACGCGUCGAUUACAAAAAAUAUUAAAAAUACCGAAUCGAAAAUCGUUCAAGAAGGUGAAAAUAGCGGCGCACUUGAUGGUAAAUUCGCCAAGAGAUCUAGAGUUAAAAUUUCAACCGAUGAUAAUGGACGAGUCCAUAGAAGAUCUGUCGUCUGGGAUACGACCCCAGUCAAGAGUAAGCCGAGUAGUCGAAGUUACAAAGACCACGAAGAUAGUGGCGCUGCUUCACUCGACAGUAGUUGCAGUAUGCAAAUUCCCGAGUUGAGAGCGUCUUUGAACGAUAUCGAACAAAUUGGCGGAAUUGACAGAAUGCAAAUGCCCGAAGACGACUCACCUCAAACACCUACCACAUUGGACGACGAUGGCUUCGAAAGCUUGGACGGAAAUGGUUCCUGCGAUAGUAAUAAAGAAGAACAAGAUAUUAGCUUUACCGCCGAAGAAUACGAGACAGCGGUGAAAAAUAGUCCCGUUCACGAUUCCAUUGAUAACGGUCUAGUCAUUGUUAAAAGCUGCCCUAAAUAUAAUAAAAAAGAUAUUAGCUUAAGUACGUGUUGCAAAAGUAUGGGCGCCGCUUGCGCCAAACACGACAAACAGAUUGCCGACGAAUGCGUUAAAAUUACCUUAAACGGUGACAAGACCGUCAGCAAUAAGCGUAAUUGUUCCUUUGAAAUAAACUGCGUUCCUGCUCGUGCUGCUAAAAUAUGCGAUGAUUUUGGUGCUAGAGAUGAUAUAAACUCGCAAGAUGAUAUCGAAGACGAUAGCGAUACCGAUGGUAGUAUUUCAGAGCCAGUUUCAGAGAAUAUAAUGCCUAAAAAACGUUUACUAACCAGACGUCGAGGAUCGCAGCAAAACCUGAGCGUAAAUAUUAAAAACUUGGUCGAAAGUUCCUUCAAUUCAUCAGGCGACGAUAGCGAAGACGACGCUGGAACAUUAUCAUCGCCCGGCAGCUCGGGUCACGUGUUCACCGAGGGUACCACGAGCGCCGGCGAAUGGGGAGUCGGCGUCACCACCAAUAGUGAAGAAUGCAGUUAUUCUUCCGAGAUCGAUGGCUCCGAUAACCAAAUCGCGGUCACCAGUGAUAAUAACGAUCAUCCUUUCGCUUGGGAAAUGGAAAUGAUGCCAAACGUCAUACUCAGCCCGAGUUGCGCACCUGUUGGCAAAGUAAGCUGCACGAUGUGGGAGAAGAAAGAUGUUAAGAAAGCCAAUCUAUCGGUAUUGGAUAUCAGUUCGGCCAUUAUUGCCAGAGUAGAAGCGAUGCCAGAAAACGUAGAUUAUUUCUAUAUUGGUAUCGUGAUGUCAAUCGCAUUAGCAAUGGUACCGUCGAUAAGUCGAUUAGCGGAUUCGCUGUACGAUAGUGGUAGUAAAGGUACAUCGUAUUUUGGCAUGCCCUCCGGCAGAUCGGACACGAAACUUAUGAUCGAACCUUUUUGUCCGAUACGUAACCCAAAUACUCAUAAAUUCUAUAACUUCGCAGUCGCCUUAUGCUAUACUGCUUUUGGAUCUACAUUGAGAGAAAACAUUGUUAUACUUUUGGCCAUGUUUGAACGGUUCUGCUUGGCAGCCAUAUUCUUUUUCUUGUUAACGGUAGCAGAACGUACGUUCAAGCAGAGAUUCUUGUAUGCUAAGUUCUUCUCACACUUGACCUCGUUUAGAAGAGCCAAGAAAUCUGAAUUGCCUCAUUUUAGAUUAAAUAAGGUCAGAAAUAUCAAGAGCUGGUUGUCCGUUAGGUCGUACUUGAAGAAAAGAGGACCGCAGAGAUCAGUCGAUGUUAUUGUAUCUACGGCGUUUCUGAUAACUGUGAUUUUAUUGUCUUUCCUUAGCGUAGAACUUUUAAAAGAUUCGGAAUAUAACGUCGAAGCAGUCGGAUGGUGCAUCGUUAUAGGUUUCUUUAUGUUACGCUUUAUGACAUUAGGAACAAAAAUCAACCGAAAAUAUCGUAAUUUAUCAACCAUCAUCACCGAACAAAUUAAUUUGUACUUACAAAUCGAACAAAAGCCCAAUAAAAAGGAAGAGCUAAUGGUUGCGAACAGCGUUCUAAAAUUAGCCGCCGAUUUACUCAAGGAACUAGAAAGCCCUUUCAAGAUAUCAGGCUUGUCAGCGAAUCCUUACUUAUACACGGUCACAAAGGUAGUCAUGCUUUCGGCAUUGUCUGGUAUUCUGUCGGAAUUAUUAGGAUUUAAAUUGAAACUGCACAAAAUCAAGAUUAAAUAAAUCGCUCGACUAGAGGAAACGCUUGUCAGCAUCGUCAAGAUUGGCAUUCUAUGAGGAAGCAUUCUUGAAUAUACACGAACGCGUGUAUUGUACGUACCUACUCUUAACGUGAAUUGAAAGCGUCGUUCGAUGAAUUUUUCCUUCUUAUCAUCGCUCAUCGAUCGGAGAAUAGAAUAUAUUUCAUCUUGAGACAAUAAUGUAGUAGUAUUCGUCGAUGGUGAAUAAUUUUUUUGUUUUCUCCCGAACGAGGAUUUCGUUAGGUAUUUCGUAGCCUUCUUUUUGCGACAAUAUUUGAAAAAAUAUUAUUGACGUUUAGAUAAUUAUGUAUUGAUCAUGUUGAAUACCCGCAUUUCACAUGUGCCAUUUCAUUUUCACUUAUUACGGAUUAAUCUAAUUAAGGAAUUACUUUUCUCUUUGUUUUUUUUCUCUCUUUUUCUUUUGCAACGAUGUAUGUAUUAUUUAUGUGUAUUAUUUUCUAAGUGUGUGUGUUUUUUUUAGAGAGCGUCAACCUAAUUAGUAAUCAAAGUAGAUGUAAAUUUUAAAGUUUUUACGCCAUUUUUACCAAACCAAACUAGUAGAAACUGAAAAGUAUUCAUGAUUUCCGUUUCGAGAGAAACUUUUUUUCUAGAAUUGUACUUAUUUUUAUCGAAUUUUAUCGGUAAUUUUUUUUCUCGUUCGUGUACGUGGAUUUUUUUUUCUUUUUUGUUUCUCAAUAUCGACAACGCGCGGUCGUAUUAUUUUCCAUUAGUUUUUAGAUAUGUUGAGAUCGGUGUGUCGGUUUUGAAAUCAUCGAUCGAUGGUUGAGAUUGUGGAUUUGAUUGAAUUUUUUUCACUCGAGUUUCGAAUUUCGUGAAAAGUAGUCGAUAUUUUUUGCGAUCGAUUCAAUUAUUACGGAAAUCGACGCUUGUGUUUUUUUUUUCUUCAAGUCGAGAAAUACAGACAAUACUUACUCUGAAAAAUUAACGUAGAAAAAAUAUCGAUUUUUAAAAUCGAAAAUUUAAUUCGACUUUUGAAUUUUUUUUCACUAUGACUGAAAAGAUUAUUAUUGAAUUUGAACAAUCGAUGAAAACUGACCAAAGAGAUUGUAGUUUUUUCAUCAUUUCAGUAGUGGAGCUAUGUUAAACAUGAAAUUAGUCAGCCGUUUUAAUUUGAAAUUGACUCGCAGCAAUUUACCUACCUUUGAUAAUACUCAUAGAAAUAGAAUAAUCGAUUUCUAUAAGUGGAAUGCUUCAAAAUCAAUAAUCGUAGAUGGAAAAUGAUUUUAUCUAGUCAGAUCGAAUCGGUUUUCCCUUAUUGGACUUGAUCAGUUGUGAACUCUAAACAGAUCUAAUUGGAUUUAGGAAAUGUCUGGGUCUGCUGAUCUGAUCAAUGAAAUCUUAUCUGAUUAAUCAGGUCUGAUCAGAUUUAAGCAGGAAGCUUACAUUUGUUCAAAGAAUUGAAUAGAAAAUUAUCCAUACAUCACAUUAUUCAAUUUUCUUUGAAAUAUGAGUAGUAUGAUCAAUAAUCGAUAAUUUUUUAAAAAUCGACCCACUUGCUCGAAACACGGCUAUUUUUUUUCAUUUCUCUUGAAUUGUAAUUGUAAUAAUGUUGUUUUAAGAUGUAUUUUUACGUGCAAUUUUCUGUGAUAAUUGUACUGUGUUUAUUUAUUUUACUUGUUAGUCAUUAUUUGAAUUUUUAAAGGAUCGAUGAUUUUUCUUUUUUUUUCUCCUUUUUUUGUUGAAUUAUUACUUAUUAUUCUCGUCUACAUAACAGAGAUUUCGAACGUGUACUUUUAUCUCGCUAGUUACCAAUUUGGGUAUAUUAUGAUGAAGAAAAGAAUUUACUAUUUUAUAGAAUAUAUACUAUGAAGCUGUGAAUUUAUUAGGAAGUGACGUUUGUGAAACUUUUCGAAUAAUUUUGUGUUCGAUGUGUAUCUAUCUUUGUCUUUGUGAGAUGUACGAUUUAAAUACAGAAUGUAUUGAUAUUUGGUU